AUGAGUGAUGUCAAACUUGAUCGAUUUUGCUCUUAUAUAUUACCUCGAACUCAUCAUUAUAUAAAAAAACUCAUUCUCGACACAACAUCUAUGGAACGUAUUCUUCUUGUUGGUGAUUAUCCAAAUUUGACUUCUCUCGAACUCUUCAAUUUCGAACAAAAGAUAGGUUUUCAUUAUUUUACAGAUGAUAGACCAUUUCGACAUAUUUUUAAACAUCAAAUAACAGAUCUUAUUCUUCAUAAUAAUGAUGAAUAUGAUGAUAAAACAUUAAUGGAUAUUUAUACUAAAAAUGUUUAUGCACAUAUCAUGAUUUUCUUUCAAAAUCUAAAGGAUGAUUUAAUCAACUUGAAGUGUUUCUCAUUAACAAAUUAUAAUUACAUUUAUGAUUAUGAUGAUUUAGUUGUUCCACUUCUUCGUCGUAUGACGCAUCUGGAAAAGUUAACUUUAUAUCUUCGUAUCAGUAAGACCGGUCUAUUCAUUGGUGAUGCAAGUCCAUUUAUUGAUGGUAUACAUCUUCAUAAUGAAAUUCUUGUUCAUAUACCUCAACUUCAUACAUUCAAAUAUUAUAUUAGUACAGAAACGUGCACUGAUUAUUCAAAUCUUCGUAUUUCCAAUCGUGAUAUUCAACAAACAUUUACAAAUAUUAUAAAAUAUGGGCAAACAGCUUGUAUUAUGGAUUAUUAUGGUGCAUCUGGAACUAUAUGUCAUGUUUAUUCGCUUCCAUUCACAUUUACUCAUUUGUACAAAAUUACGACUCACUUUCCAUUUAUUGUAUUUGAUACUGUAACUCACUUAUCUGUGUAUGAUAUUGUUCCAUUUAAACAUGAAUUUUUCAUGCGAAUUAAUCAAGCUUUUCCAUUACUCAAAUGUUUCACUGUAAAGAAUGCUCGAAUGCAGUAUUGGAAUUCUAAUGAUAAUCUAUCAGAUCCAAUUAUUGAAUUUACUCAUCUAAUAUCACUUGAAAUUAUACAUGCGGGUAUGUAUUAUCUUGAACAAUUUCUGGUCAAAACAAAUACACUUCUACCUCGUCUAACUCGUUUAAAAGUCAAUUACAACGACUUGAAAACUGUAACAAUCAAUUUUACAAGAGAAGAAACGCGCCAUAAUUGUUCUAAAGUUAAACAAUUAAUUGUCGAAGACUCAAUCAUUUUUUCAAAAUAUGUUUAUCAAUAUUUUCCUUCAUUGUAA
This is a messenger RNA of Rotaria sordida, 1188 nucleotides long. The record is from the annotation of a GenBank genome assembly. NCBI's taxonomy places the organism in Eukaryota, Metazoa, Rotifera, Eurotatoria, Philodinida, Philodinidae.